Pantherophis guttatus is the source of this 9080-nucleotide messenger RNA. Lineage: Eukaryota; Metazoa; Chordata; Lepidosauria; Squamata; Colubridae. The record is from RefSeq and is a predicted model, not a curated record.
GCGGCCAGGUUUUUCUCCUGCUCUCCAGGCAUUAAAAGGUGGGCCAUCACCUGAACGUAAGCGCAGGAGGAUUCGGGUCCCUGCAGGGAGCUCAGGCUGGGCUGUUGGCUGCCCUCCGUUCUGCCCGCUCUGCUGCUGCCUCCCUUCCCUGGCUCCACCGCUUGCCUCUGGCCGGUGGGCCUGCCUUCCACGCUCCUUCUUGCAGGCCAUCGCUGCCACGUUGAAGGGGCACGAGCGGCUCCCUUUAUCCGCCUGAGCCAAAGACACAGCCAGUUUAUCCCACUCAGGCCGCCUGGACGAAGCCGCUGCCUGGCUGACCUCCACUCUCUUUCUCUCUCCUGCAUUGGGGGGCAGAACAUCCGGAGCUGCUAGAAAACUGGGCACCAGCACUUGGGGGGCAUCCAUCCACCAAGGUAGACUGCUGUGAACUGGGAAGUUCUGCUCCAGCUCUCGGAAUUCCAGAAGGGCUCCCCAUCUUUCAGAGGAGGAGAGAUGCCCAGACCGCCUUCCUCGGAUGACAGCUUGCAGUUUCUCGUGCUUGAAGGAAAUGGUUGGCAACCCAGACACUGAUCUGCAAAGCCUGGGCCGAGUCUUGGCCAGCAAACCCCUCCUCGUGCCAAUCGUGGCUUGAUGGGAAGCCGACUUGUGUGGGAUUGGCCUCCCCAGGGAGGCCUUUGACAGAAGCUUGUUUAGCAGCUUUGUGGAAUAUCCGGUCAGUGAAGAAGAGAGAGAGAGAGAGAGACAAGCCGAGUCUCCAUUUCCAGUUUUUGUUCCAAAACCCACAAACUGGGCCACGUGGCUGCGAGGGCCCCCACUCUUUGCCCUCCCCUGAGUGGCCUCGCUCUGUGCGGCCCCCGCAGAUCCUCCUGUGUCCCUCUGUAAAGCUGGACCCUCCACUGGGGCAGAGAGAGCCCAGAGGCCGGCCUCUUCCUCCGCCGCUCCCAAAGAGGUGGGAUGGGGCUGGCAGGGGCCUCCGGAGCUGUUCGGUCCCACAGCCAUCCGGGUGCCAAGAGCAGGCGGCAACGUGCGCAGCUUCUAGCAAGGGCUGGGCAGCUCUGAAGCCCACGCUGCCAGCAGCCGCCGCCACCGCCACGGAGUAGCGACAACAAGGGAGCUUGCUAAAGGAGCCCAAGCCGGAGACGGAGCUGCAGGAAGGAGGCGCAGAGAGUGACUGAGGCUUCGCCGGCUGGGAGUGUGGGAAGCUCAGCUCCUUCCUGGCCUGCUGGUGGACAGAUUUGCUGCGGGACAUUGGUCGUUGCAGACCUUCUGAGCCGGAGGAGGGGGCUCUGGCAUCCCGAGAGGCGAGAGGCAGCAGCGGUCUUCUCCCAGCCCCCGAGACUCUGGGGCUCUUCUUGUUCGAGGCCAAAUCCUCCGUCGGCUUUUGUGUCGUGCAAGAAGGGGGUUUGGAGGUUGCCUUGGCCCACCCUCCUGCUUUGCCCUCCCCCUCUUCGGCCCUCCUGGCAGCUCUGCUCCUGGGCAGCCUUGCCACUUUCUUCCCAUUCCUGGGAAGAGGGUAGGACUUGGGGCAGGGAGGGCCAGAGAUGCCUCUCCGGCCUCAGGGCUGGACAAGGGCCAGCCAGACCCAAAGGUCACCUGUCAGACCAGGAGAGCUGCCCGGCUGUGCCAUGCCAAGGAAGAGACGGGUCCCCUUACGGAGCUGGCCGGAGCUCGUAAAUCAGGAGGAUCGGCUGGCGGCUGCGAGGAUGAGCACCGGAGAGGGGUCUCCUUUGGACUGCUGAGGCUCCCUCCACCCUCCCCGGCUGGCAGCUGCCUUCCUAGAAGCCAUGGAGCCGCACCACCCAUCCGACCAAGAGGAGAGUUCUCGGGAUUCCCCGCCGGAAAGGACUGGGCAGAGACGUGGCAUGCCGGGUGGGGCUCUGGAGAAGAAUCCCAGCAUGGAUCUGGCAGCCACCACCCCGUUCCGGGUCACGGGCUUCCUCAGCCGGCAGCUGAAGGGCUCCAUCAAACGGACCAAGAGCCAGUCCAAGCUCGACCGGCACAGCAGCUUCCGCCACGUCCUCCCGGGCUUCAGGAGCACCGACCAUGAGAGAUCCCAUCUAAUGCCGAGGCUGAAGGAGUCACGUUCCCACGAGUCACUGCUCAGCCCUGGUAGCGCGGUGGAAGCCCUGGAUCUCAGCAUGGAGGAGGAAGUGGUCAUUAAGCCUGUGCACAGCAGCAUCCUCGGCCAGGAUUUCUGCUUCGAGGUGACAACAUCGUCUGGGAGCAAAUGCUUUUCCUGCCGGUCUGCAGCAGAACGGGACAAAUGGAUGGAGAAUCUGCGACGAGCCGUGCACCCGAACAAGGACAACAGUCGGCGAGUGGAGAACAUGCUCCAGCUGUGGAUUAUCGAAGCCAAAGAACUGCCCGCAAAGAAGCGUUACCUGUGCGAACUCUGCCUGGACGAGGCGCUCUACGCCCGCACCACCUGCAAGCUGAAAACGGACAAUGUCUUCUGGGGGGAGCACUUUGAGUUCAACAACCUCCCGCCCCUGCGGAGUAUCGCCGUCCACUUGUACAAGGAGACGGACAAGAAGAAGAAGAAAGACAAGACCAACUUCAUCGGGCUGGUCAGCAUCCCGGCCGGCUCCGUCACGGGGCGCCAGUUCGUGGAGAAGUGGUACCCGGUCGUGACGCCCAACCCCAGCAAGGGCAAAUCCGGGGGGCCCAUGAUCCGCAUCAAGUCGCGCUACCAGAGCAUGAGCGUGCUCCCCAUGGAAACGUACAAGGAGUUUGCAGAGUACGUCACCAACAACUACAUGGUUCUCUGCUCCGUGUUGGAGCCGCUGCUCAGCGUCAAGAACAAGGAGGAGAUGGCCUCGGCCUUGGUCCACAUCCUGCAGAGCACGGGGAAAGCCAAGGACUUCCUGACGGACCUCAUGAUGUCCGAAGUCGACCGCUGCGGGGAGAACGAGCACCUGAUCUUCCGAGAAAACACACUGGCCACCAAAGCCAUUGAGGAGUACCUGAAGCUGGUGGGCCAGAAGUACCUGCAGGACGCCUUAGGAGAGUUCAUCAAGGCGCUGUACGAAUCGGACGAAAACUGCGAGGUGGAUCCCAGCAAGUGUUCCUCCUCAGAUCUCCUGGAGCACCAGAGCAACCUGAAGAUGUGCUGCGAACUGGCCUUUUGCAAGAUCAUUAACUCGUACUGCGUCUUCCCCCGGGAGCUGAAGGAGGUCUUUGCCUCGUGGCGCCAAGAGUGCAGCAGCCGCGGCCGGCCGGACAUCAGCGAGCGGCUGAUCAGCGCCUCCCUCUUCCUCCGCUUCCUCUGCCCGGCCAUCAUGUCGCCCUCCCUCUUCAACCUGCUCCAGGAGUAUCCGGAUGACCGCACUGCCCGGACUCUGACCCUCAUCGCCAAGGUCACCCAAAACCUGGCCAAUUUUGCCAAGUUUGGGAGCAAGGAAGAGUACAUGUACUUCAUGAACCAGUUUCUGGAGCACGAAUGGACGAACAUGCAGCGCUUCCUCCUGGAGAUCUCCAACCCGGAGACCCUCUCUAACACGGCCGGCUUCGAGGGCUACAUCGACCUGGGCCGGGAGCUGGCCACUCUGCAUUCCCUGCUCUGGGAGGUGGUGGCACAGCUGGAUCAGAACACGGCCACCAAGCUGGGUCCCUUGUCGCGCCUCCUCAGGGACGUCAACGCCGCUCUGAGCAACCCGUCCUGCGUGCAGGUCUCGGUCACGAGCGACCCGGCCGCCUCCACCCCAAAUGCUGGCAACGGCAUCUCUGUGGGGCUCCAGAAGAUGGUCCUUGAGAGCGACCUGUCUGGUCUGAUAGAUUUCACACGGUUACCGUCUCCAACCCCUGAAAACAAGGACUUGUUUUUUGUCACAAGGUCUGUGGGGGCUCAGCCGUCGCCCGCCCGGAGCUCCAGCUACUCGGAGGCCAAUGAGCCCGACGUCCAGAUGGCCAAUGGCAGCAAGAGCCUCUCCAUGGUGGACUUGCAGGACAAUCGUCUUUUGGAUGGCGGGGGCGGCGGGCUGGGAGCUGCCGAAGCGCUCCCCGAGAGCCACCCCUCCGCCGGGCAGGCCUGGGGCACACGGACUCAACAGAGUGGCGCAACGGGCACUGCCACCGUGCGCCGCUCCGCACAGACGCCCACCACCCCCAAUGCCGAGAACGCCCCUGGCCGGCCACAGCUGCUGGCCCCCCUCUCCUUCCAGAACCCCGUCUACCAGAUGGCGGCCGGCUUGCCGCUCUCCCCCCGGGGACUGGCUGACUCGGGCUCCGAGGGCCACAGCUCGCUCAGCUCCCACAGCAACAGCGAAGAUUUGGCGGCGGCCACCAAGCACGGGUUCGGCAACCCCAGCGUCCCGGAGGACUUUGCCCGGCGUGCCGGAGAACUGGCCCGCCGGCAGCUCUCGGUCACCGAGAAGGGUGGGCAGCCGACAAUGCCCCGGCAGAACAGCGGCGGCCCCCAGCGGCGGAUAGACCAGCCCCCGCCCCCGCCCCCCCCCCCGCCCAUCACUCGGGGCAGGACCCCUCCUUCCUUGCUGAGCACCUUGCAGUACCCCCGGCCGGCCAGCGGGGGCCUGCUUUCCUCCUCGCCCGACUGGCCGGGCAGUGGUGCCCGCCUGCGCCAGCAGUCCUCCUCUUCUAAGGGAGACAGCCCCGAAAUGAAACAGCGCACCAUGCACAAGCAGGCCCCUUCUCCGGUGAACCCCAAUGCGCUGGACCGCACGGCCGCCUGGCUCUUGAACAUGAAUGUGCAGUUUCUGGAAGAGGAAAAUGCCGAGCCGGAAUGCAAGCUCAGGAGUAAAGACGAGCUCAGCCAAGAGGAAAAGUUUCAGCAAGACGUGGCAGUGCUGCAGGACAAGCUGCGCCAAUCUGCCAAGAAGCUGGAGGAGUACGAAGUGCGCUUCCGGUGCCAGGAGGAGGGCACGCAGAAGCUGGCGCUGGAGUACCAAGCCCGGCUGGAGGAGAGCGAGGAACGGCUGCGGAGGCAGCAAGAAGACAAGGAAAUACAGAUGAAGGGCAUCAUCAGCAGGCUGAUGUCGGUGGAGGAGGAGCUCAAGAAGGAUCACGCGGAAAUGCAGGCGGCUGUGGACUCCAAGCAGAAGAUCAUCGAUGCGCAGGAGAAACGCAUCGCCUCCUUGGACGCGGCCAACGCCCGGCUCAUGAGCGCCCUCACGCAGCUGAAAGAGAGGUACAGCACGCAAACCCGCAAUGGGAUCUCCCCCACCAACCCGACUAAAUUGCAGAUCACCGAGAGCGGUGAAUUCCGGAACAGCAGCAGCUGUUAACCCAGGGACCGGUUGCUGCGGGCGUGCAAGAGCGAGAGGAGAGCCAAGUCGAGCGCCCAGGAGGGGUGAGCUACCUGGCACGGGCCUGGCACUCCCCUGGUCCGCCUCCUCCAGCGGGCAAAGCCAAAUGGACCUCCCCCCGAGCCCUCCUCGCCAGCGGCCCCUGGCCCAGAGAUGGCGCUGGUUGCACAGGAGCCUCCAACCGAGCAGGAGUGAAGCCAGUUGUCCAAAGAAGAUGCUUCAGCAGCAAAGCCGGGGCACUUCCAGGAAUGCGGAGAGACUUCUGACGCGCCCAGCAUCCUGUUUCAGCAAGUUCUCCCUGAUCCGUCACACCUGGCACUGCCACCACCUUGGAAUUUGCCCUGCUGGGCGCUGCCACAUCCCACUGAGUGCUCGUACGGUGCCAGGGGCCUCGUCCCCCUUCGUCCGGGGCAUGGCACCUCCUCCCAGCCCCAACAGACCUCAUCAGGGAACGGAGGAGGAACUGGGGCAGCUCAGGGGCUCCAUCAUGGGCAGAAGGAGUCUCUGCAGAGGUGUUAGAUGCGUCUCUGUGUGAAUCCCUGAAGAAUGACCGCCAGCCAGAAAACCUCAACCCCAGCCAGAAAGUUCAAGCUCCGUUUAAAGAUGUUCCUCUCUCUCUCUCGGUUUAAGUUUGCAGAGUUAAUUUGAGGGGGUCAACUUUUAUCAGCACGGAUCCCCUCUUCCAGCACUUAGCCCCCCCCUCUCCAAGCAUUUCUGCCCCCAGGGCUGGAGACAAAGCCAAAAAUAAAGGGCAAAGGGCAGAAGGAAGCAUCAGUUCGGUGCAGCCAGGAGAGGAGUGAAGCUGACUAUCUUGCAUCUAGGCACAGGUUUCGCAUGCCGUACGCUGCAAAUGCAAUGAAUUAGCUCAGCGGCAGAAGGCCUGUUUGGCUCACCCUCAGGCUGGCGAGACCCAAACAAGUUUGAAAAGGCAGUGAAAGCUGCGGAAGGCCCCUCCCCCUUGCCCAGCCCUGCCCAAGCAGCAAAAGCAAGAAGCCACCGGAUGCGCUCCUGGGGCAUUUCGGAGGUCCUGACAUCCCAGGGAAGAACAGUCGUGGCCACAACCUCUGGCCGAAGGGCUCUUUUGCUGUGCCAAACAAUAACAGUGAAAAAAAAAAUCAGCUUCUUGCCACUGAACGAAACUCUAAAGCCCAAGAAACAAACCCACACCAGGGCACGGUGCAAUAGUGUGUCGGGGCAUAUACCAAGGCAGUCAAAUCUCUGGCGGGGUUUGCAAAAGGAAAAAACCAGCCGCUUUGCCAGCCUGGGCCUCCGGGGAGGGGUGUUGGGGUAACGGCUCCCCCCUCAAUUUCCUAGCACCAAGGGAGCUGCCGUCCCACAGAUGGGGAGGGCCCCCCUUUCUAGAAAGCUGCUCACAAAGGGGGGGGGGUGUCUGCUUGGCGGGGCCUCUCGCAUCCCAAGAGGGCUCCAACUGGCCAGGGAGGGGCCGCCCUGCUUAGCAGCCCUGUUUCUCCAGCAACGUGUAUGGCAGGUCCCUGCAUGAUGGUUGCCGGAGAAGCACCAGAGGACGAAAAAUAACAGCCUCCCUCGCGUAUGAAGGCCGGUAACUCCCUCUCUUUUUUCUUCCACAGUCUGCGUUAGGAAUAAAACAGCCCAAAGCCCAAAGCAGACCUUUCUGGAGUCCUCUCCUCUUUUCAGGGGGUGUGGGUGCUGCGUGGGAAGCUUGCCACCUCGACGAGGCCACACAAAAGAGAGUAAACGAGCAAGGACGCGCCCUCUGAAAAGUGCCACCCCCUCCCCUAAUCUGAACCGCUGGGCAGCCCUAGCCGGGCUGGGGGGCCCGUCUUGGCAGCGCGGUCCGUUGUGAGACGGGGUGCGCGAGGUGUGUAGGAGGCAGCAGCCACGGAGGAAGGCGAAAGAAGCCAGACGUUGAAUCCCUCUUGCUCCAAACGCUUCUCCGCCGCCAUCCGGCUCGGCUGCGUGCAAACUCCGGCCCCGGGCCCUUCCCCAGAAGACCCGAAGUUUAAUACUGACAACACCCCCCACCUGGGCCCGAACAUUCGCAGACAAUCAUGCUGCUUUUCUGCACCCCGCUUUCUCUCUCUCUCUGUCUCUGUCUCUCUGGGACGAAGGAACCAAUGCAUAAAGAUCAGUGGCACCACUGGACACCUCCAAAUAGCCGUUUCUUGCCCCCCCCCCCAAUUCCCCAGGUGGCCAUUUAUAAGGUGGGUGCCCAUCACCAAGAAGGGCGCAUGCAAAACGGAGCACAGAUUUCCUAGGGCAUGGUGCCCAGGCAGGGUCUUAGGCAGCCUGGGCAAAGCGGCAGGGGACUGGGCACCUUUCCUUGCCAACCACUCCCUGGGGUCUUAAGGGGCCUUGCCAUCCCACAGCCAAUCAUCCAAAGCCCUUCCCAGCCAGCCAUACCUUAAGUAAGGGGGCACUUUCCACUGCCCUAUCCUAUUGGCCCUGCUGGGGGCUUUCCAGGGCGCUGGGAACAUUUGCCAAAUGCCAUGUCACAGAAGCUGGAACCUGCCCCCCAGGAAGCCCUCUCGCCUCGCCCACCAGGGGCCUAAGAUGCCAGGAGGGACCCCCUCUGCCAUCCGGGGUUCAGUCCAGCUUCCGGUGCCUCACUUCCUCACCCCUCAAGCCUGGGCAGGUGGGAGGGCACCCCAGCUCCGUUCCCCCCAUGGGAAGAGAGGCCUUUCCUUCCCCCUUUUCUCUGUUCUUGAACUUUCUGCCAUAUGAACUUGUUACGAUCUGUAAGGUUUUCUUUUUUACAACUAACCCUUAUAUAAUACACUGAUCUUUAGAAGUUGUACAGGUCCUCUUUGUAAAAUGGAGAAAGAUGUUUUCAAGUAUCGAAUAUAAUGUGCCAUUUUUUUAUUUUAUUUUAUUUUAUUUUUUGCCUGACAAUACAAAAACGGCUGCUUUGAUUUAGGGGAGCCCAGCACAGUGUUACAGCCACGCGGGGGGGAAAACGGGGCUGGCUCUGUCCAAACUCACCCUUUGAAAACCCAAAUAUGGAUGUUUCCACUUGGUUCUGGUGGCCCAAUCCCUUCUGCUGGUUUUGGAAGUGAGCUUUGUGGUUCCUACUAAAUUUGGAGGAAGAAAAGGUGGAUACCAAAAAGGCAAAGGUGCAUUUUUUCCAAAUUUGACACUUGGGCCCAAGCCAGCUUCGUGGAAACAGCACUGAGGUCCUGAGGGCUGAAUCGAAGACCCUGUGGGGGUGGGGCACUACACAACUGUUCUGCACCACUUGGCAUACUAUGCCACAAGGGUCUGCGUGGCUUUGGCACGUGAGGGGAUGCAGGGAUUGGGCCCCCAUCCGGAAGAUAGGAGAUAAAAGGCUUCACCAAAAGCCCCAGGGUGGGUGGUCUAUUGGGGAAGGGCAGUGAUUUUUCCACCAAACGGGACUCCCUGAGGUUGCUUUGUGGUUUGGCAUCCACUAUGUGAAAAAAAUAUAUAUAUAUCUCCAUGUGGUCUCCUUUCCCUUUUCCCUCCUGGACAGCAGCACUGUAUCUUCAGAUAUACCUCUCUGGCGCCCACAAGCGUCCCUCUUGCUCCCUGUUCAAACCAGUCUCCGUGUUUUAUAGCCUCUUCUAAAAGAAACCAAGCAAAAAAAAAAUGACAAUAAUAAUAAUUUUUGUAAGUAUGUUUAAUAAAAUAAUAAUAACGAAUAAUAAUAAUAAUAAUAAUAUGAAGCCGAGCGGCAGGACUUGCUGAGUUGUUUCCUUCAGUUUUGCGUCCGAAUAAUGUACAGAGAACGUAGUUUGUGUCCAGAGCAAAGAACCAUGACGUGUGCGUGCCAUUUAUGUACAUUUGCAAUUAGAAAAAAUAUUAAAGAUUUAUUUAGCUAUUUUA